CACACACACACACACACACACACACACACACACACACACACACACACACAGCCUAGGGGUCUGGGAGGACUCAGAGCUUUGGCGGCGAGAGAGGCCGGCUGAGCUGAGCCGGGAGGGCGGGGCCAGGGGAGGGGCAGGCAGGUAGGUGCCCUUUCCCAGGAGCUGCCACUCCGGAACGAAGUGGCUACUGCGUACCCAGCUCGUGCCGAAGACCUCACUGUCGGCUGCGGAGAUCCCAGCGUUUCCUCUGUACGCUCUUCCUGCCUUCGAAGCCAGCCUUGGACACCUGCUCUCGCUUCCCUCUGGUCCCGACACCUGGAUCUUGCCUUCGAACCCCAGCCCGAGGUCCCUUCCCUUGGGUGCCUGGUGUCUUCCCAGGGCCCCUCAUCCUGGGCCAUGGCCCAGAGGGCGGGCCUGGGGCCUAGGUGGCUGGAGGCUGUGGCUACUCUGCUUUUGCUUGGUUUAUUCCGGAACGGGAUGGCAACUGGGGCCGAAGCCUUCUGCGGCGUGGCCCCCCAAGCACGUAUCACAGGUGGUAACGAUUCAGCCCACGGCCAGUGGCCCUGGCAGGUCAGCAUCAGCUACGACGGCGUCCACGUGUGUGGCGGCUCUCUCGUGUCUGAGCAGUGGGUGCUAUCGGCUGCUCACUGCUUCCCAAGGGAGCACCGCACAGAUGACUACGAGGUCACGCUGGGGGCCCACAAGCUGAGCUACUUAAGCUCUGACGCCAAGGUCCUCAGGGUGGCGCAGGUCAUUUCCCACCCCAACUACCUCCAGGAGGGCUCUGAGGGUGACAUUGCGCUCCUCCAGCUCGAGCACGCCGUCACCUUCUCCCGCUACAUCCGGCCCAUCUGCAUCCCCGCGGCCAACGCCUCCUUCCCCACUGGCCUCCAGUGCACUGUCACUGGAUGGGGCCACGUGGCCCCCUCAGUGAGCCUCCAGGGCCUCAAGACACUGCAGCAACUUCACGUGCCACUGAUCAGUCGUGAGACCUGUAACUGCCUGUACAAUAUCAACGCCAAGCCCGAGGAGCCCCACUUUAUCCAGCAGGACAUGGUGUGCGCUGGCUAUGUGAACGGGGGCAAGGAUGCCUGCCAGGGUGACUCUGGGGGCCCACUCUCCUGCCAAGUUGGGGGCCGCUGGUACCUGGCAGGCAUCGUAAGCUGGGGUGAUGCCUGUGGGGCCCCCAACAGGCCCGGUGUCUACACGCUGACCUCCAGCUAUGCCUCCUGGAUUCACCACAAAGUGGCAGAGCUCCAGCCUCAGGUGGUGCCCGAAACCCAGGAGUCCCAGCCCGACGGCCACCUCUGCAGCAACUACGGGGCCUUCAACUCUGCCCCAGCCCAGGGCUUGAUGGGACCCAUCCUUCUGCUGCCACUAGGCCUGACCCUGGGCCUCCUCCACCCACAGCAUGACCACUGAGCUACUCACCCUGGGAGCUGACCUGCUUCUGGGACCUCCACAUCACACCCAAGGACAGAUGCCUGUUUCCAGGAUACCUGGGGCCCCCGCCCCCACACGCUGGGCCUGAGGCCUGACUUGAGCCACUCCUUCCUCCCAGGACCCUGUGGGAGUUCAAGGCACCAUCCUGACCUUUGAACCCACUCUUCUGGGUUGUUCUUUGGGACGGUAACCUCCACCACAGGAGUUUACUGCCUAGGAGUCUACUGGCUAGAACCUCUGGCUUACCUCCACCUGCUGUCCACAAGCCUAUCGGCUGGGCUCCUAUGGAGCCCCCAAGGACCCUCAGUGAUGGAAACGGGCCCUGGCUCCCCACCCAUUUCUAGAAGACUGCCCAGCUGACUGCUGCUGAAGGGCUGGCGGCAGCACCUCACCCGCUCUACUUAACGAGCCCCAUCACUUCACCCUCUCACUGUCUUCUGGGCUGGGGCUGCCUCUGGGCAGCAUGUUUUCAAGCACAGAAAAGGCCCCAAUCUUGCCUCAUUGGCUGCCAUGGCCACCUUGAGCCCUGACUCCUGGACUCCGGAGGACUGAGCCCCCACCGGAACUGGGCUCCAACUUGGAUCCAGGGUGGGGGGUUAGACAGCGCAAGAAGGAGUGAAAUGUUCUGAGCACAACUGGCUGUGUGUGUGCCGUGAAACGAGGCCCACCAGCUCUGGGCCUGUCUCUCCCACCUCCAAAGUCCAGAGCCACCAGCAGAACUUACUUUAUUAAAAAAAAUGG
Hippopotamus amphibius kiboko is the source of this 2184-nucleotide messenger RNA. It is a transcript of the gene PRSS8, whose product is annotated as serine protease 8. Gene Ontology annotation, biological process: positive regulation of sodium ion transport; proteolysis. Gene Ontology annotation, molecular function: sodium channel regulator activity; serine-type endopeptidase activity. NCBI's taxonomy places the organism in Eukaryota, Metazoa, Chordata, Mammalia, Artiodactyla, Hippopotamidae. The coding region runs from base 397 to 1422 and encodes 341 amino acids. The transcript is spliced from 6 exons. The record is from RefSeq and is a predicted model, not a curated record.